CAGAUAACAGCCGAGAUUUGACCAGGUUAAACGGGUCGAAUACAAUCCCUCGAUCUUUAUGUUCCGUUCUUGCAGUCUGUUUAAUCCCUCGCACGGUUAAUGGUCAUCUUCUGUAGAUUAAGAGCUCUCGAUAGGCCCAAUACAACUAGAUUUAUCACCUCACCCUUCUGAUAAGUUUCGGAUAAGGAUGGGAGAUAAGUUUAGUGAAUAAGUCCUGAGCAAGGAGUUUAUAACACGAGGCUCCUCCCUUGUUUUACCACAGGACCAAUCAGAAUUGUGGAGAGAUGGACACUUAAGGAAUCAGUGAAAUCAUAGACAAUUGAGUUUUAACAGAAAUAGUUUGGCAGGGAUGAAGUUUUCUCUGACGCCGAUAUCCAAAUCCUUCCUGGACAUGGAUGUAGUUAAUUACUGUGAAGAGCUGGAUCCUAUCUACAGCACGCUGGGCUUUGAGAACACUGACAUGCUGUACAGCGGGAACAGCAUGCCAACGGAGCCCAGCAUCAGCCCUGAGGAUAAUGGCGUGAUCUCCAACUGUGCCAUCUGCGGGGACAAGGCCACGGGCAAGCACUACGGCGCCUCCAGCUGUGACGGCUGCAAGGGCUUUUUCCGUAGAAGCAUCAGGAAGAGUCACGUCUACUCCUGCAGGUUCAGUCGUCAGUGUGUCAUCGACAAAGACAAGAGGAAUCAGUGCCGCUUCUGCAGGCUUCACAAGUGCUUCCGAGCUGGAAUGAAAAAAGAAGCUGUGCAGAAUGAACGGGAUCGUAUCAGCUCCAGGAGAAGCACACCAGACUCGCAUGACCUUCCGCCUAUCACUGUUCUGGCACAGGCAGAGUCCCUUUCACAACAGAUCAGCGUCGCCAGUCCGACGGGCUCCGCUGAUAUCUCCGAGAAGAAAUCAGCCACCGUCGGGGACGUGUGCGAGUCUAUGAAGCAACAGCUGCUUGUUCUGGUAGAGUGGGCUAAAUACAUCCCGGCCUUCGGCGAAUUACCUCUUGACGACCAGGUCAGUUUAUUGCGAGCGCACGCAGGAGAACAUCUUCUGCUCGGAGUGGCCAAGCGGUCAAUGGCGUACAAAGACGUCCUGCUGCUCGGUAAUGGCUGCGUUAUUCACCGAAAUUGCCCCGAGGCAGAGAUCGGCCGGGUGGCUAACCGCAUCCUGGAUGAAUUGGUCUCACCUUUCCAAGACAUACAGAUUGAUGUCAACGAAUAUGCAGCUCUGAAAGCCAUUGUUUUCUUUGACCCCGAUGCCAAAAGCCUCAGAGAUCCCUCAAAGAUAAAAAGCAUGAGGUACCAGGUUCAGAUGAGUCUUGAAGACUACAUUAAUGACCGUCAGUACGACUCUCGUGGGCGCUUUGGCGAGCUGCUGCUGCUUCUUCCGACCCUGCAAAGCAUCACCUGGCAGAUGAUCGAGCAGCUCCAGUUCAUCAAACUCUUUGGACUGGCCAAGAUCGACAACCUGCUGCAAGAGAUGCUGCUAGGAGGUCUAACCACAGAGCAGCCGUACUUGCACCACCAUGGUCACCCCCAACUCGCCCAGGAUCCGGUCACGGGCCAGACGUUAGUCAUCAGCUCCAUUUCAGGCCCUCUGCAUGUGCAGCAGUUAGCUUCUCCAGACACCCCAAUUCCAUCUCCUCCUCAGGCUCAGAGCCAGGAGAUCUAUAAGAACUCCUCUAGUCCUACACACUUAAUGCCAUCACAGCCGUCUCCUGAGCCGCCGCUCUGAGGCGUCAAAUGGUGUCCUUGCCUCAUUCUAAUCUGUAUAUGACUGAAGCUGUAUCUGUGUGUGUGUUUGUAAAUGUGUAAAUAGUAUGACAUGAGUAAAAAAAAAGAUCUGUGUAUUAUUAAAAAUCUUUUCGAACAUUUACAGCGUGCCAUGAGGCGAAUCUUGGCGGGAAAAAAAAAAAUUACCAUUUUUUGUGGACCCAUGAAAUGUCCUAUUUCCUAUUACACGUUUUAUAUGCAAAUAUAUAAUUCUAACCUGUAUUUGACACAAGUCUAAUAAUCUCAGAACAGAUUUGUGUCUCUGUAAUUUUGGUUACUUAAAAAUGAAUUAAAGUAGAACUAAAGAAACACAUAUGUGCAAGUUAUUUAACAUCAAUUCUGUAACCUGUAGAAUUACAAGAAAUGUUUUUGUAUUUAUGAUUUACGUUUAAUAAACCAAAUAUUUUAUGGCUG
Molecule: messenger RNA, 2175 nt
Organism: Tachysurus fulvidraco (yellow catfish)
Lineage: Eukaryota; Metazoa; Chordata; Actinopteri; Siluriformes; Bagridae
Gene: hnf4g
Product: hepatocyte nuclear factor 4, gamma
Exons: 10
Coding region: 350-1723 (457 amino acids)
Biological process (GO): regulation of transcription by RNA polymerase II; anatomical structure development; cell differentiation
Cellular component (GO): nucleus
Molecular function (GO): RNA polymerase II cis-regulatory region sequence-specific DNA binding; nuclear steroid receptor activity; zinc ion binding
Source: RefSeq, a predicted model, not a curated record